Molecule: messenger RNA, 1101 nt
Organism: Saccostrea echinata
Lineage: Eukaryota; Metazoa; Mollusca; Bivalvia; Ostreida; Ostreidae
Exons: 9
Coding region: 22-1101 (359 amino acids)
Source: RefSeq, a predicted model, not a curated record
AUUUAGUAAUGAAAGGACAGUAUGGCUUUAGGCAUACGCGGAGAUUUAUCCUAUGCAUUUUCCUGGACGUUAUUUUUUGUACGGAUUCUUCGAUAUGAUAGUUUGACCUUAUGGCCCGUAGACAGCUGUCCCAGAAAUCAAUCUGAAGUCGAGGCAGCCACACUCAGACUAAACUGUUCUGAUGUAAAGGAGUCGGUAAAUGUGUAUCACUGUUUACCUUUCUCGAAUCUGUCUGGGUUGGUAGAAUUCUGUUUAGAUGGAUUUAGUGGUUUGAUUGAAGCAGGUAAUUGUAUGGUACUCUCCAGGGAUACUUUGGACGACCACCCAUGUGACCAUUUCACCAAUGGCUGUCCAAAUGCUAAUUACCUUUCGAAAAAUAUGUACAAUUAUCCAGCCUGCUUAAAGAUAAACCCACAAAACAAUUGUUAUAUUGCGGAUCCCAGGUGUCCUAAUGAAAGGUUUCUCAAAACAACGGCCAUGUCUACAAUAACUUCGUCGGAAAAAGAAACGAUUAAGCUUACAUAUACUGCAACUGAUAAUAAAAGUCUUCUAGUUGAGGCAACUUCCAUUCCAGCACUCAAUGGAAAUGAUAAUCCCAGGCUGCUAUAUUUAAUUCCAGUUUCGCUUGGUGUUUUAUUACUGCUGGUUGCGAUUGCAUUAGUGAUUUUGUGGAAUCGGAGGAGGUCUAAACGAGCAAGAAAAGACAAACACCAGGAGUCAGAAGAAGGUUUGCAUUUGAUGUCAGAUGAAGAUGAUCCCAUGAAUGAAAUGCACACAUGCCUCGAGGACGAAGAAUUUUUGGAGCGUUAUAAGAUAUAUCUUGAAGAAGGAUCAGUGGAAGUUUGCCCGAUUUCACAAAUUAUAAUUGUUGGAGAACAUGAAGUGGGAAAAACAACUCUGCUGUACCGCCUCCAGGGAAAAAGCCGGAAAGAAAUAGAAGCAAUCAAAUCUACAAGAGGAAUUGAAUGCCACACUGAAGAGCACAGCUUUAUCAUAACAAAAAACCAACUUGAGAUGAACCUGAAGGGAGUCAACAGUUUUUCAGUCGACCCUGGACACGUCAGUAGAUUUUCGAAAGAUUUAGAGAAAAAAGGCUAUUGA